Branchiostoma belcheri (Belcher's lancelet) is the source of this 2693-nucleotide messenger RNA. RefSeq lists its product as uncharacterized. The transcript is spliced from 3 exons. The coding region runs from base 772 to 2115 and encodes 447 amino acids. The record is from RefSeq and is a predicted model, not a curated record. NCBI's taxonomy places the organism in Eukaryota, Metazoa, Chordata, Leptocardii, Amphioxiformes, Branchiostomatidae.
UCCCCGCGACAACUUUUCACCAGUUGUUUGAGAAUUUGUCCAGUGGCCGUGCUCCCAUUGGUCGCAAUGUGACGUGACGACAAAUACAGGCAAACACCUGCAUGGAUCCCGGCCUAAACAAUGUUCCUGACGACAAUACGUUGGAAGUGUGGGCUCUGCCACACACGGACUAAGCUUGUAGGGACGGACACAGAACGUGAGUGAAGACAUGAAGACUGUUCCUUCUCUCCGCACGUAUCAUGGCGGGCAAACCGUCAUAGCGAUACCCAAUGUGUCCUAGCUUGCGAGCCCUACUAACAAAGGCCAUAGCAACGUUGGCCGUGAACCCCCGGGUGUGAUCACCGCUGGCUAACUGUCGACAACGCGGCAUGCGGUGUGGUUACGUCUCCAGGGUGAGUCCGUCGUAUAUUCAAAAGUGACUUUGUGCAAUUUGCCCAACUGCCUUUGAUGUCUGGCGUUCCUGAAAGGACCAAAGAAGGAGAGCGGCCGGUGGAAAAGCCGGGUGGUUAAUUCUAUACACGACUUCGCCAAACGUCGUGGAAAGAUUUCUAUCGCUCAUGACGACGCCGAAGAUUACUGCACGCUACUCUGUUCUCUACCAAACCUCAAGUGGAACCUUUAUAGCACAAGGAAGUAACUGUAUCGUAAAGCUGCCCUUGCCAACAAGAUGCAGUAUUAAUAUACAUCAGACAAACAAACCUAUCGCAACAAGUAUUCACCGGAUGAUCGCGAUACUUUGACGUUUUGAGCCUUACCGUGAGUGAAAACAAGAUGGGGGACGAUAAGAAAAAGGGAGACAUCAGUGAGAGAUCGCCGGCGGUCUACUCGGCUAACAUGAAGGAGGACAUGUUGUUAGACCGGCGGCUGGCCAUGCUCAACAAAAUGGAGAAACAGGUGGUAACACGUAUAACUGCGGAACAGAGAGUUGUCCUGAACAGGUUCCGCCUGCGGCUGAAGCGGUCCGAGCUGCAGUACGCCCGGCUGAAGGGAGACAAGGAGACCGAGAAGAAACUCCGGGCCAAGUCCGGCUACCAGUUCAACACCACUCUCACCGAGGAGGACGACAUGUUACAGAAGGUCACAAGUCGUAGAAUCAACAGUGCCCCGCCAAAGAUGCGCACCAAGUCAGCACCGCCAAGGCCUGUUUCCUUCGCCACCGAAGCGCCCUCUCCCGACCUUCCAGUGAAAGUCAGCAGCCAAGGACGGAUGUCGGUUCCCAACCUGAGAACGCAACCCAGUCCCCCGCCCGCUUUGGGCCGAAGUCGGAGGCUGAGCGUUGAGGACGUCAACGAAAACCUGGCGCGGCAGACGAGAAUCCGCCCGGCGACGUCGUUUGAGCUCCGGUCGAGGACGUCGUCGAUGUCGACGGAGAAUGCCGACGCCGGCCGACCGACGCGCCCGAAGACGUCCUUAGACCAGGUGUCCAGCGCCGCGUCUGAUGUGACGUCAAGAGGAGAUGAGGACUCAAAAAAAGCGUCCCAGAAGAAACGUCGACACCGCAGCGAGAGUUCUGAGGAAAAGGAUAGCGAGCUACAGGAAGAUUUCGACGGGAGUAUUCUAGAAACGGUUAGGAUCGAGAACAACGCCGGAGAAGCUGAAAAAGAACUGAGCAGCGCUCGACUGAAAGACAGGAGAGGUAGUGGUAGGGUUACACGCACUGAACAAACACGUAAAGGAAAAGCGCACAACAUGUUGAGCAUGCUCACUCCGGAAGAAGAGAGCAGGCCCUCUCUGCUUGCACUUCAUCUAAAGAUCGCUGAGAGCGCUAACUUCCCCGUCAGGGUGCAGAACUUCGUCAAGACGGUCAUACCGUUCACAGAGGAUCGCGACGACGCAGAGAUGGUGGACUACUACACGCUGAGAGCGCAGGAGGCGGCGAAGGUCGGCAGGAGUAAAAACGCCUUCAUUCCCCGCGACAAGAGACCUGGCACCCCUGUCAAACAGCACCACUGGUUCCCCACUAAGGAGACAAAGUCACGGUCCCUCACACUACCCGGACUGGACUACGAAUUUGAAAAAGACGCAGAGUUAGACAUUGAUAUCAUGAAGCUAGCGUGGGUACACGAGAGGAAUAAGUACGAUAACAUUGCCAGACGAGGCAGCUGUACGGAAUAACCAGCACCUGCUAAUGAUGUGUGUUACAAGUGUGCAAUAGUUAAAGAUGUGUACAAAUUCCUUUCGAAAAAAAAAGAGUCGAUACUAGUAUAUCUGAGUUGUACUUCCAGGUCUAGGGGCGAUGCAAAUCUUGUACUGUAACUAUACUUUGAAAUAUUUAGUUUUGUUUAGAAAAGAAUGAACUUGACGUAAAUGUUAGAUGAAGAUGGUCUUCCCAAACGCCGUGCAAAAAUUGUUUGUGACUGAUUCUUUAAAAGAAGCAGGAAAAAGUUACACGAUGCAAAAAGAUUCCCCAAAAAUUUUUCGCAUAAUGCCUGUCCCAGAUUAAGAUCUAAAACUAUAUAUGAUUCUGAUUUGUCAAAAUGUUUAUAUCUGUGUGUUCCGUGUGUUUUUCUGUAUUAUCAGUGAGCAGUUGACGCGAAUGUCUUGCUCUCAAAUAACCCAAUAAGAAUUUUAUUGUUUUACUAUUCAUGACUUGUCCAUUGACUGUGUAUAUUACAUUCCGUAAAGUUGUUUGUUAUUUCGAGUGACAGUUUUGUGUUUUAACAAAGCAUGAAUCAAAUCUUUGAAUACAAUUU